AUGGAACCUCUCGGUCGGCAAUACAGUCGCAAGGACAAAUCUCUGGGGCUUCUAGUCAUUAAAUUCCUGAAUCUGUAUAAUCGAGACGGUGUUGAUCUGAUUGGGCUCGAUGAUGCUGCCGGAAAAUUAGGAGUUGAGCGGCGGAGAAUUUAUGAUGUGGUUAAUAUACUGGAGAGUAUUGGGCUUGUAGCGAGAAGAGGGAAGAAUCAGUAUUCGUGGUUAGGUUUUGGAGAAGUCCCUCGUGCUCUCGAUGAACUUAAAGAAGCAGGAAUGCGUGAGAAGACUGCGAUCGUCCCAUAUGCGAUUGACUCAGAGAUGGUCGUUUAUGACCAAGUCAAAGUAGAACCUUUGCAGUUAACUCCCGAUGAUCAAGAGAACUCACCGUCCCCCAAACUUGAUGUCAAGAAGGAGAAAUGUCUCUGGAAUCUUGCACAGAACUUUGUGAAGCUUUUUCUAUGCUCUGAGUCUGAUGAUGAUCUGAUCACGCUUGAUGGCGCUUCAAAGGCAUUGCUGAAUGACCCUCAGGAGCCCAUGAAUAUGAGAACUAAAGUUAGACGCCUUUAUGACAUUGCAAAUGUGUUUUCCUCAAUGAAAUUAAUCGAAAAGACUCAAAUCCCAGAGAGUAAGAAAGCAGCAUAUAGGUGGUUGGGAUACGAAGCCAUGUUAGAAAACAAUGCCCCUGCUGCUCCUGCUCCUGCUAGCUUAUGUGCUCGUAAUGAGCCUAAAAAGCGGGCAUUUGGAACCGAGCUUACAAACGUGAACACAAAGAGAAACAAGACAGAUGGUUCUAAAGACCUCAAACCUUAUGGAAACCAAAACACUUCCGUUAAGAUCGAGCAAGAAGAAGGUGAUGUGAAACCGGACUUGAAGAAGAGCUCAGUGUCCGGACCAAUCACUCCAGCAGAAACUUCUAAGAUGAACAACAAUAUCGGAAGAAGACUUGUAGAUCUUGAGAGACUUUCUGCUACCUACAGGCCUCAAUAUUGCAAUCCCGAGUUAUUUGGUCUUCUUGGGCACUACAAUGAGACAUGGAAGACAUGGCAUGCAGAGAAUUACCUGUACAAUAUUGAACAGUUCUCGUAA
Messenger RNA from Arabis nemorensis, 1083 nucleotides. Lineage: Eukaryota; Viridiplantae; Streptophyta; Magnoliopsida; Brassicales; Brassicaceae. The record is from the annotation of a GenBank genome assembly.